GUAAAUCAUGUGUAAAAAUGUUUUUAAUUGGAUUUGAAUGUGUUGUGUUUCUGUUCACAGAAACGUUCAAGUAAAGGUUAACCAACUAAAUAUAUACACUGUUACACUUUGAAAACUCAAAGAAAAAAAACGCACAGGAAAUGAGAGCGAUCACCAAAACGCUAACAGCGUAUGAGAAAACGUGAAGUCGUAGCCGAGAGAUUAAACUGUAACAGGAAAAAAAAAAAGUAAAAAAGGACAAAGUUUGGUGCUGCGACAAAAAAGAAAAGACAGAGAGUUGGUGAAGGGAGGCAGAGAGAUAAAGAUAGCUUAAGGAGGGAGAUCCGUCAGUGCUUGUUUCCUCAGGAUGUGGUUACCACGACGACAAAAAAGCAGUAACAUCACUGGUCUCUAAUGACACCUGUGAACGCGUUUGUGUGCCUUUGUGCAUGAGUGUGUGUAUGUGUGUGUGUGUAAGUGUGAAAUUUGAGGUGUGUGUGAUAAUGUUUACAUGUGCUCUUGUGAGUUAGUUGAUGAGUUGACUUGUGUGUGUGUGUGUGUGUGUGUAAGAAGGGGAGUUUGUAAAGGCAAAGUUAAAGGUUGACAAGCUUUUCUGAGUGACAGAGCAGCAAAAAGUCAGGAAAGAAUCAUGAAGAACAGUCGAAGAGCAACAAUCCGAACCAGAAAAGAACUGAGGACAAACAUGUGUGAGAAGGAAAUCAAAAGCCAAGGACUGUCAAACUAGCCAACACAAACAAACAUGGAGGACCUUUCAUGCACCUUCUCCAACCUCCACCACCAUCACAGUCAUCCGUCUUUCCACCAGAACUUAGCCGACCUCCAGAGCGCCGAGCUGGGAUAUCAGCCUGCCAUGGAGUCCCUGGAGCAGUGUGUGAGUCGAGGUGAAGACACAGCAUCCACCGCGUCCUUUCCAACUUUAAGCAGCUCAUCGGGGGUUCGAAGAAGAAGCAGCGCUGAUGACAGAGGAUUCCAUACUCCAAGUGUUACCAGUGUGGAUGGUGAUGUGAGCAUGAGAGGCCAUCCUGAUAGAAAUGGCAGCUUUGGUGGUCAUUAUGCUGACGUCUGGUUUGGUGCUUGUAAAAAAGAAAAGGAUUGGGACGUUUUUCAGAGCUGUGAAAGCCCAGUAGAUGGCCUUCAUGAUACGAGGGAUGGCUAUAGCAUUACAAAUGGCGGGUCCUACUCCCUGAACUAUGGCACCCGGGACGCACUCAGGCGUAAACUCAGUGGAAAUGAUUAUAGUUAUUCCCAGGUCAGCGGUGAUGCUAAAAGAGAAACAUUCCACCAGACUGAUGCUAACUUGAACCAUUGCUCUAACAGCAAAGGAUCUGCAGGAACCUUCAGUGACUGCAGUGGUGAUUACUGUAGGAGAAAUUCAAGAGGGAGUGAUUAUUAUGUAGAACCAGAAGAAGACUACAGCGCCAACUGUGGCUCAGGAAAAGAGCGUAAUCAAGCUGCCGAUGUUGAUGUUCAGUGGCUCAAUGUCUCCCAUUUGAGUCGAACAGAAGGUAGAUCUAGACGAGAAGGAGACCCGGGUCCUCCACCUAUUCACAGUAGCAUUGGGACGUACACUCAGAAGCUCGACUCCUUCUCUGAGGCUUUCCUCUCUCAACGAAAGAGAAGAUUUCCAGUGAUUUCCAGUGGAGAGUCCUCAGAACAGAGCUGGAAAUCCGGACCAGGGAACGGAGAAAUUCCCAUGGCGGUGAAGUCCAGAUACAACUGCGGAUUUGAUUCACACUCCUACUCUCCCUCCUCUUUCUACUCUUCAUCAGGCCAUGUCUCUCUCCCCUCUUUCCCCUCUCCUCCUUCCUCAUCACACAUCAUGUCUUCAGUUCUCAGCCCGCCUCCCACACCUCACCCGCCACCUUCUCAUUCCCCACCCAAAAUGGACUCUCCUAUUUCAUUUGGAGGAAAUGGACAUCCUUUGGCCCAGGAGGAAGAAUCCUUCAGUACACUGCAGUUUUUCAAUACCCAUCUUCAGGCUCUCCCACCUGUUGUGUCCUCUGGAAUGUUAUGGAAGUUCCCACUGCUGCCCCACUGUUUUCCACAGUCCCCUGGUGACCCCGGCAGCAAUGAGAACAACAUGAGAUCUCCCCAUGACGUUGAUUAUGUCCAGCAUGACAUCCUCCAGUCUCCUGAUUCACUCCUCACCUCAUCAACUCACCAAAUGUCCUCCCACAUUCAGCCCACGGUGCUCUCUCCCAUGAAUACAUCACUGCGCAUGUCCUGUCCUCCUCUUCCUCUUCAGUCUCCUCCUCCUCACCUUUUGAGCCUACACAGUGAUGCAGCAGAAAAGACAGCUCCUUACACUGUGACCCAGAAAGUCAAGAAUGGCCAAGCCACACCGAACCAGUCACAGCCACAGCAACAAUCAGCAACUUCCAUAUACACUGGAACUCCCUUUCCCAGUGUCAUUCACUCCAACAGAGGUCAGAAAAGGGGCCACUACACUCCCCGGCCCCUUCUUAAUCCACUCCGCCAAGGGACAGGGCUGUUCUCCUCCUUAUCUCUGCCCCGUCAUGAAGAUGAUUACACAGCAUUUGAUGCAGAGGAAGAGGAAUGUGGUGUGACACCGUGUGUCAAUGUAGGUCAUCAGUUCCAGGCAGAGCUCCCUCCUCCACGUUUAGUUGAAAGCGACGUGUCAGUCAUAGACGUACCCGUCCAGGAAUCCUCGAGAGAACAGCUGCUUUGGAAACCAUGGGAGGAGCUGGAGGAGAGUCACAACUUACACAACCAAGUGGAGAAGCUGAUGUCAUUGUGCAGUUCGAGUUGUUUACCAGGAGGGGGCAGUAACACAGAGCUGGCUCUGCACUGUUUGCACUCCUGCCAUGGGGACAUGAUGGCCACAUUGGAGAUGCUGUUGUUCCGGCAGCCCUCACCAGCUGGAGACUACCAUUAUGCCGGGAGUGACUUUUGGACAGACACUGAAAAGAGUGUCUUCUCUGAAGCACUUAAAUCUAAUGGAAAGGACUUUUCACAUAUACAAAAAAGGGUAAGAACAAAGACUGUGAGCCAGUGCAUUGAGUUUUACUACCUGAGCAGGAAGCUUCUGGACAAGCAGAAGAAACUGAGGGAGGAGAACGUGGACAAAGAGUUGGGGCAGCAGAAAAGUGUGACGCCCGUUUGUCAGCCAGUGGACCGGCAGUUUACUUUGGUGGAGGCGGGCUCUGUGCCCCCAUUGGCCAGUUUCUUCCCCUGUAAGAUCUGUGGCAAAAUGUUCUACAAAAUCAAAUCCCGCAACGCUCACAUGAAGAUCCACCGCCAGCCCCAGGAGGACUGGACUAACCGACGUCUUCAGCAUCAGCUGCUGUCUCAGCGCCUGUCCCUUAGCUGUUCCACUAACCUAUUGCCCCCCUCAGGCGGCCAUUUGCUUCCACCUGAGGUUCCAGCUCUGACUUUUUCCUCUGCCAGCCUUUCUGACACAUCAAGUAACACCAGCAACACGGGCAAUAUCAUAACCAAUGGAGGCACAGCUGCGCUCAGCAAUGUCAAUGUCUUAGAUCCCAGUACUGCAAUCACCUAUACCAACAUGAUACCAACCAUUCAUGGAAUCACCACCAUAGAUGCCAGUGACUCCAAUCAAAGAGAUCCCCACAGUGUACCACCUUUCCAGCAGUCAUGGGUCUCCUUUGGACACAGUUCCGGUCCUGUGGCCUUUGAAUAUAACACUGAGGUUAAAGCUGUGACUGUGGGAGAGGAAGAGUCCAUCGGUUGGCAGUAGUGCCAAAAAGCAUUAGAAUCACUGCAGUCUGACACAUCAAAAACUGAAAAUAUAUAAAUUAUAUAUAUAUAUAUAUAAUACAUAUAUGUAUAUUUUUUUACUUUCAUAAAGCUUUAAAGUAACUUGUUUUUUGUACACUUUACGUCUGAAUAAAUUGUUAAACAUUAAAUUUCAAGCUAGUUGGAAUUUUUUUUCAGAAUAUAUAGUUAAAUAUCUGGCCGAUCCAAUCAAAUCUUUACCUUUGAAAUUUUUUCUUUUAUGCUUUUUGGCAUUUAUCUCUACUAUGCCUAUAUUUGUAGUCUAUAUUUUGUAGUCUAGAUUGUCCGGUUGAUGGUUAAAAUGAAUGUGUAUGUGUGUGUGUGUGAGUAGUUAUUUGUUUAUUUUUUUUAUUUAAGAUAGAAAACUGACUUCCAUCCCUCACAUGCUCACAUUUAGUAAUUAACCCACUUAUGUACCUAUCGCCUAAUAAACCUUUCUGUAAGGCAGUGA
This is a messenger RNA of Cynoglossus semilaevis (tongue sole), 4207 nucleotides long. RefSeq lists its product as uncharacterized. The coding region runs from base 740 to 3718 and encodes 992 amino acids. Gene Ontology annotation, cellular component: transcription regulator complex; histone deacetylase complex. The record is from RefSeq and is a predicted model, not a curated record. The transcript is spliced from 11 exons. NCBI's taxonomy places the organism in Eukaryota, Metazoa, Chordata, Actinopteri, Pleuronectiformes, Cynoglossidae. Gene Ontology annotation, molecular function: transcription corepressor activity. Gene Ontology annotation, biological process: negative regulation of DNA-templated transcription; regulation of transcription by RNA polymerase II.